Molecule: messenger RNA, 2050 nt
Organism: Procambarus clarkii (red swamp crayfish)
Lineage: Eukaryota; Metazoa; Arthropoda; Malacostraca; Decapoda; Cambaridae
Source: RefSeq, a predicted model, not a curated record
GUUGUAUUUCAAGUGAUACUAUGAAUAAGAUGGCAAACACAGCACCAAUUGGGCCACAUUCCCAGGCUGGAUGUUUGAUGAUGGAACCGAAAACUUGAAAAAAAUGAUGAUCUAUGUUGUGGUAACCCUGGGUUCACUAACACUGUUGGGAAGAUGGCAAGCCUUUGCAGUACCCAUUAGUAAUGAAAAUAAAUCAGAGCUGUAUAAUCUGACAUUUGAUGACACACCCAAGAUGACUGUCAUCCCAGAGCCCGAGGUGCAAAAAACACUCUCUCGCAGAGAGCAAGAAUCUUUGGGAAGAGUCGUAUACUAUACAAAGACUAUGAAAGAGCCACUUGGGCCACAAAGCCUCAGCGAAGAAAAACAAGGCUCAUUGGUACAAGUUAAUACAUCAAAACUGCUGCUAAUUAAUUCAACAACCAUUACAACUCAAUAUUCUGUGAUACAACAGGAUCAACGUAGCACUCAAACCACCAUUUACGAAGAGCAAUUUCGGUUACAGGAUGCCAAAGAUCAUGAACAAUCAUCUUACACUGAAGUUGAUUCAUCUAUGAGCCAGCAUGUAAAAGGCAAAUAUAAUGAAAUGCAAUCUAAUAUAAAUGCAACCAACCAAAGCAAAAAAAAUAAAUAUGUCACGGCACAUGUGUACAGCAUAUAUGAUCUUUUGUCUGGUAAUCAUGACAUCAUAGAAAAAAAGGAAUCCAGCUUUUUAGGUGGCACUGAGAAUAAUAGUAAAACCAUGGGAAAGUUCCAAGUAAAUGAGAAUGCAAUUAAGACCCCAGCCAAGGAAGAACAAUUAUCAGCCAAUACUAGUGACUUAGUAGUAUAUACCUCCAAAGCUAAGAAAACUCAUGCACUUGGUAAUGAUUACAAAAAAAUAACUGUACUUUACAAUCUGUAUUCACUUGUGGCAUACGUUUCAAAUCAAGAACAUGAGCAAAUAAAUCUGAAAACAAAAAUGAAUCAACAUAAUGAUAGUAUUAUAGAAAAUAAAAAUUUCAAUAAAAUGAAUGCUCUUCACGUGUUGUAUUCUUUAGUGUCGUAUGUAGCCAGUCUAAAAUAUGAACAAACUGAAGAACCCACAAAUGUUAAUGCAGAUAAGAAUCAUACCAGCAGUGGAGGAAGAAAGGUGCACGAUAUAGGCUUACUUGAGGAGCAUAAAGAGGGUAAACGGCUAAAGAAACGGCAGAAUGGUCACGAUGAUAAUUCAGCUUCCUUCGUCGCUUACAUCAGCUCUGACCAGUUUAACAACAAUGAUCCUAAUCUAGACAAAUUAGAAGGUUCUUUAGUCAAGACCGAAGAGCCUAGCCUAAUACGAGAAGUAAAAGGAUAUUUAAAAAGUUACGGUUGGAGAGGUUACUUAAUCAUCUCUGUCACAAUUGUAAUUGGGUUGAUAGCAAUAUUAUUCCUUGUGGGUUUUAUAGCCAAAAUGUGUCGCUGGCACAAAAAUCAUAAGCAACUAACAAAGCUUCAGCAUUUAAUCCACCCAGCAUCUAUUUAGUUUGUUGAAGCAAGCAUUUGUAAUUGUUUUAAUAAAGUAAAUAUUGAUUUAUUAAAAAACUAAAAAAAUUAAGUUUAAUAAAUAAACAUAAAGUAUGGAGGGGGCAUGCAGGGGUAAAAUUAUAGAUACCGAGGUUGUAUCAUAGAAUAAUGGACAAUUUCUUUGAAAACAUAAUGGUAAAGCUCGUUGCAAACUGUAUAUAUCGUUGAAGAAAUUUUAACUAGUAUAUGUUUAAUGUAGCAGGUAGAUUAUUGUGCUAUAUUUUAACAAACAUAUAUUCUUUAAAUCUUCACUUCCAAUAAUUCAAUGAACAGUUUUGACAAUGUAGCAAAAGACCAACUUGACAUUCAGCUUUAAUUUGUAAGUUAUGUACACAUUACUAGUAAUUUUGUUUCGCAUCUUGGUGUUUCUUGACAUCAACAACCUGGCCACUAUAGUGGUGUACAUUUUACUAUGUAUAAGGCAUUUUUUGUUAAGUUUCACUUCUUCAGAUGUCCUAUUAUGAUGGUUUAUUAUUGUAAUGUGACAAGUACUGUGGUUAAUGAUGAU